Molecule: messenger RNA, 2351 nt
Organism: Doryrhamphus excisus (bluestripe pipefish)
Lineage: Eukaryota; Metazoa; Chordata; Actinopteri; Syngnathiformes; Syngnathidae
Product: calcium/calmodulin-dependent protein kinase type 1D-like
Biological process (GO): protein phosphorylation
Molecular function (GO): ATP binding; protein kinase activity
Source: RefSeq, a predicted model, not a curated record
ACAUGUUGCAUUUUGCUUUAAUAUACAACACAAAGGAUUUUUGCUCUUAAAGAUAAAAUUAUCUCCAAAGUAUAUCCUUAUGUUUGUGGUUGCACCUAUGCAUGAAAGUGGAAAAUUAUGAAAUUAAUUUUCAGUCGCCGACACUACUUGAAUUGGAUUGAACCAUUUUGAAUAUGUAGUCAGUGUUUCACCUCUUCUUACGUGAAGACGCUGUCACAUGGUGGAUUAUUUGGCUCACCUUUCGUGUGCCAGACUGAUGUCCCAGAGUCUGAUGUUGUUGAAGUUGCAGCAGACCGUCUGAUCGGCGACCUUCACACUUUCAUGUCUCAUCCAUAAUCUCAUCAUCAGGGUUGUCUGAAUAUUAAGAUCGGGAUUAAUGAAAUCACUGCCAGAGCUGGUUGGAGACAUGGGUCGCCAAGAGGCUGACAAGGUGUGGAAAAAGGUCACGGAAGACAUCCAGGAGAUUUUUGACUUCAUGGAGGAGUUGGGAUCAGGGGCCUUCUCAGAAGUUUACAUGGUGAGGGAGAAGAAGACCGGAAGGACUUUUGCCAUGAAAUGUGUCAAGAAGAAACAAGCCAGGGACCUCAAUCUGGAGAAUGAGAUUGCAGUGCUGAGAAGAAUCAAACACGAGAAUGUCAUCGGGAUGGAGGGUUUCUAUGAAAGUCUGACCCAUUUUUACCUCGUCAUGCAACUUGUUUCUGGCGGUGAGCUCUUUGACCGUAUACUGGACCGUGGCGUGUACUCGGAGAUGGACGCCAGCUGUGUGAUCCAACAGGUGCUGCACGCUGUCAGCUACCUGCAUCAAAACGACAUUGUGCAUCGUGACCUCAAGCCAGAGAACAUCCUGUACUACAGCCCCGAUAAGGACUCCAAGAUCAUGAUCAGUGAUUUUGGCCUGUCAAAGAUGGUGGACAAGGGCAUUAUGUCCACAGCUUGUGGCACUCCGGGAUAUGUUGCUCCUGAGGUGCUGGCACAGAAACCUUACAGCAAGGCAGUGGACUGCUGGUCCAUUGGAGUCAUCACGUACAUCUUACUGUGUGGAUAUCCUCCUUUCUAUGAAGAGAGUGAGACACGCCUCUUCUCAAAGAUCACAAAGGCGCAGUACGAGUUUGACUCGCCCUUCUGGGAUGAUAUUUCGGAAUCCGCUAAAGAUUUCAUACGUAACAUGAUGCAGAAGAAUCCCCACAUGCGGUACACGACGGAACAAGCGCUCAGGCACCCAUGGAUAAUUGGAAAAACGGCCCGGAGCCAGGACAUCUACAACUCAGUCAGCGAUCAGAUCCAAAAGAACUUUGCCAAGGCCAAGUGGAAGCAAGCGUUCAAUGCCGCUGUAGCCAUCAACCACAUGAAGAAACUCCAGCUGGCCCACUCGGAGAAGCUGCCAAAAGCCACUUGCGUCCCGGACAUCCACGUGGUCAAGGUGUUCUCUCCGGUCACGCAGCGCAAGCGCCCCGAUCCGGAGGGACCGCAGUCCAGGGUGUCUGACACCAACGGGAAAAUCCGGACUACAAAUCACAUGACCCUGCCGACAACCCACGUGGAACUGAAGAGUCACUACCACCCGCUGAAGGCCAGCCAGAGCGCCCACCACGCGCCCACCAUAGCCGAGCAGGGGAAGUACAUCUACCACUCGGAGCCUGCCAACCUUCACGGGUAUGCUAAAAACAGAACGGGAAAAACUCUUCAGACCGGCGUUUGCUCCGUCAUGUGAAGGCUGGAGGAAGUUGACAUGGGAAAAUUGAACUUUUUUCUUGCUCAGCGUUACCGUGCUUGGCUCAGCAUGCAGCUGUUUGUGUCUACAGCGCCCCCAAUGGGAAGGUGGUGGACCUAAGCGGUCUGCGAGGUCUACAACGGUCAGUGGGGACAGUUUAGUCACAUUGAUUUUGUGAUUUUAGUUUUAAAGUGCCUAUGAGGCUUCCCUACAAACAAGAAUAAGCACAUGCAAUUUGCACAGAUUCACUUUAGGAUAGAGAUGAGAGAGCAAUGAUGGGCUGGCUUAGACUGCCGGACCCUGACACGGCAAAGCCGCCCGUAGCGCUCAUGAUGUUUAAUGUAUGCAAGCAGACAUUGACAUUCAAUACUAUGUCAUCCUGUAUUUGUAAAUAUAUGAGGAGUAUAUUUAGUGUAUGUUUGUAUAUUUGUUGCCAUGCUUUUAUUUAUUAUUGUAUUGAUUUUUUUUUGUCUUCUUUUGCUUUUCUUAUAAUAGUAACAUUUGUAAAAAGUGUGUUUACAUAAUCAUGAUAAACAGCAAAGCAAGUUUAUAAGUCUAUAGGCUCAAAAGUAUUUGCAUUUAUGUUCAUUACUGCCAUGACCAUCAUACUUCCUGGACUAAAUACAAAAUAAACAAAAUA